AUGAAGACUACUGCUAUCCCCUCUCGAAAGAGAGUAGCAUCCCCACCCGCAUCACCACCACCAACAAAUAAAUCGUGUAGAGACCCCACUUGGAUGCCGCAGAUUAGAGCUUGGAUGCAGGAGGAGGAUAUUGACUCGUGCUUCGAGGUAGGGGAGUCCUCUACCGCACCUACCCCUACCCCGUACACUCCAGUCGAGUAUGUUAUGUACUUCCUUGUACCACAGACCGCCCAUCACUCAGAUUGCUUAGGAGCAAUAGACUUUGAGAUCUUUCUUUUGAGGAUGACCCUAAGGCAUCUCACAGAGCGAGUAAAAUAUCUUAAGGAGGAGAGGGAUGUGAUGGAGAUGAGGAACCUACUUAUUCCGGACCAGCUGUAA
Messenger RNA from Lactuca virosa, 378 nucleotides. NCBI's taxonomy places the organism in Eukaryota, Viridiplantae, Streptophyta, Magnoliopsida, Asterales, Asteraceae. The record is from the annotation of a GenBank genome assembly.